Messenger RNA from Penaeus vannamei (Pacific white shrimp), 468 nucleotides. Lineage: Eukaryota; Metazoa; Arthropoda; Malacostraca; Decapoda; Penaeidae. The record is from RefSeq and is a predicted model, not a curated record.
AACUUAUUCAUAUGAUAGCAGUGAGAGUGAAGGCAGUGAAAGUGACGGAGAGAGUGACACAGAAGAGGAGAUGCUAAGUCAGCUCACUGCGGUCACAAAAGCCAAUUCUACAAUUCAGGAAGAAAAUGUCGCCCUCACCAGACGCAUUCAAGAGGAGCGCGAGGCGGUAGUGCGGCUCAGGGUCCAGCUGCAGCAGGCACACAAGUCUAUUCCUCACCAUCCCCCAGUUCCCCCUGUCUGCUAACUUGGAACACAUCCUUGCUAAGAAAAACGUAAAACCCACCAAAAGAUACACUGAGAUUCUGACAAGCUCAUUGGUAGAGCUUUCCCAUAUAUGACUGCAUGAGUGUAAAUGUUUGUGUGUCUGUAUAUGAACACACACAAGCACAUGCAUACGCACACGCAUACAUGCAAGCUCACACACAUGCAUACGCACAAGCGCACGCAUAUGCACAUGCACACACACAA